AUGCCCUGGCUGAUGAAGUUGCUGCCUGGACCUCACCAGAGGACAUUUAGCUUGAUAAAGAAGAUAACUGAAUUUGUAGAAAUUAAGAUAAAAGAACACAGAGAAACCUUUGACCCUUCAUCACCAAGAGACUACAUUGACUCCUUUCUCAUAGAAAUGGGAGACAAGGAAGACAAAGAUUCUGGUUUUUACCUCGAAAAUUUGAGUGCUUGCACCUUGGACCUGUUUGGAGCUGGAACUGAAACUACGACUACUACUUUACACUGGGGGCUUCUGUACAUGAUCCAUUACCCUGACAUACAAGGUAAAGUCCAGGCUGAGAUAGAUGCUGUGGUUGGUUCAUCCAGACAGCCAUCUACAACUGACAGAGAAAACAUGCCAUUUACUGAUGCAGUUAUCCACGAGAUCCAGAGAAUGGCAAAUAUUGUCCCUCUUAAUGUGGUCCACAUGGCAAACAGGAACACAACUCUGGAUAAGUACUCCAUUCCAAAGGGUACCAUGAUCAUGCCUACAUUGCACUCUGUUCUUCAUGAUGAGUCUAUCUGGGAAACUCCACAUUUGUUCAAUCCUCAACAUUUUCUGGACCAGGAUGGCAAAUUUAGGAAGAGAGAUGCCUUCAUUCCCUUUUCUGCAGGUAAGUGUGUGUGUCUUGGGGAGCAGCUGGCCAGGAUGGAGUUAUUCCUGUUUUUUACCGCCCUCCUGCAGAGGUUUUCACUGUCUGCACCUGCUGGAGAGAAGCCCAGCCUGGAGUUCAAGCUGGGAGCCACACGCUGUCCUAAAUCUUAUCGUCUGUGUGCUGCACCACGUUAA
Molecule: messenger RNA, 810 nt
Organism: Archocentrus centrarchus (flier cichlid)
Lineage: Eukaryota; Metazoa; Chordata; Actinopteri; Cichliformes; Cichlidae
Product: cytochrome P450 2J2-like
Exons: 5
Coding region: 1-810 (269 amino acids)
Biological process (GO): xenobiotic metabolic process
Cellular component (GO): cytoplasm; intracellular membrane-bounded organelle
Molecular function (GO): oxidoreductase activity, acting on paired donors, with incorporation or reduction of molecular oxygen, reduced flavin or flavoprotein as one donor, and incorporation of one atom of oxygen; heme binding; iron ion binding
Source: RefSeq, a predicted model, not a curated record